Messenger RNA from Racocetra fulgida, 188 nucleotides. The record is from the annotation of a GenBank genome assembly. NCBI's taxonomy places the organism in Eukaryota, Fungi, Glomeromycota, Glomeromycetes, Diversisporales, Gigasporaceae.
GGCAGACUUGGCAAGGUAAAGGAAAAUUAGAAAAUUACGGAAAGAUUAUCAAAAUAAUCACCGAGGGAGUGCAACAAGAAGGACAAGAUGUGAAAACUUUUGAAGGACUAGCACCUGAAAAAGUUAAGGAAAAUCAAGGAAAAACCGAUGAUUUAAUAAAGGUUUUGAAAGAAUUACGAACGGAAGAA